Pundamilia nyererei is the source of this 1174-nucleotide messenger RNA. RefSeq names its product tissue factor pathway inhibitor 2 (gene tfpi2). The record is from RefSeq and is a predicted model, not a curated record. The transcript has 5 exons. Lineage: Eukaryota; Metazoa; Chordata; Actinopteri; Cichliformes; Cichlidae. Gene Ontology annotation, molecular function: serine-type endopeptidase inhibitor activity. Gene Ontology annotation, cellular component: extracellular region. Gene Ontology annotation, biological process: negative regulation of peptidase activity. Bases 33 to 758 code for a protein of 241 amino acids.
UCCCCGUGCUAUAAAACAAGGUCUGAGUGGGGAUGGUAGACAGAGCGGAAAAGUCUGGAUCUCGACCAAAACUUUGCACAAUGGAGCUUUGCGCAUUUGCUCUGUUUACAAUAAUUUCCUCGUUUUACUGCGUUUUGGCGCUGCCACCUAAAGGCGUGUGCCUUCUUCAAGUGGACGAGGGACCGUGCAGAGGCAAUAUCCAGCGGUAUUACUACAACACCAUCACCCAGAGGUGCGAGGAUUUCGAAUAUGGAGGCUGCCAAGGGAAUGCCAAUAACUUCAAGAGUUAUCAGGAGUGCCACAAGACAUGCUACAAAAUUCCCAAGGUUCCCCCAAUCUGCAGAUUUCCUAAAGAAGAGGGACCUUGCCGGGGUCUCAUCUCCCGCUACUUCUUCAACAUGACCACCAUGCAGUGUGAGCCAUUUAAUUACGGUGGCUGCCAGGGGAAUUCCAACCGCUUCCUUAAUCUAGCCUCUUGCAUGGAGUACUGCAGUCCAAAAAAAGCAAUCCCCGUGCUCUGCCGGGAUCCUCUGGACAAAGGGAAGUGUUCAGCCACCAUACCUCGCUAUUACUAUAACACAGCCACCAAGACGUGUGAGGAGUUUGUCUACUCAGGCUGCGGUGGGAGCAACAACAACUUUGUCUCGCGGCAAGCCUGCAUGGACGUGUGCGCAAAAGGAUGGAAAAAGCAUCCAGGCCAAGGAAAAAUUCUGCGAAUGAGAAAAAAUAGAAAACCCAUCACUUCCUUGCAGGCGUAAAUGUUUGACACUUGUACUAAGGAAUUCGCUCUUGGAGAAUUUCCACAUGGAAGCUAAUGUGUGUUUGUUUAUGCUGAAAUAUCGACCAGGCUGCCUAUGCCCUUGUGUGACAAAUUUUGACCACAUUUGUAAUGUCAUUAGAGCAUUUUUCUGAAUUUUUUAUUGACUGUAUGCUGUCAGUAAAGUUGGAUGGAUUGCUGCUGCUGAUGCUGUUGAUUCAUGUCCAACAUUCCUGAUUAUGUAUUUUAAUACCGUGUGAAUGUAAUGUAUGCUUUUCUUUUGUUCAGUUACACUUUUUUACAUGAAAUAUCCUGAAUUUGUUCAGGAAUUCUGCCUUUUCUGUAUUUUGAUAACACUGUGUUAAGCAAAUCACUGUACUGUGCGGUAUUUUCAUAAAAGUAAAAACUAAAAUUAUG